CACUCGCGCGGGGAGUGGCGCCUUGCGGCGGGGCCUCGGUGUUUCCGUUUUCUUUUUUUUUUCCUGAAACCGGAGGCGCCGCCUUUUCCGUCUCCCCCUGGCGUCAUAUAAAAGGAGGCCGGAGAGAAAUGCCGCACACUGGAUAAACAAAUGCUCGCAAGCAAUGAGCACCACCAUGCGCCAACUCGUUCCUGGCAUUGUACUAGCCAUCAUCUGCAGUUGCGUUAGCGCUGGCAACAUCCAUGGAGGGCUGCCUGAUGUGCCCCAGGGAUUGGAUGGAAUGGGAGGAAUGGGCAUGCCGUUUGGAGCCAUGGGAGGAGCCGCAGGCCCAGGUCCAAUGGGAGAGAUGGGACCACACGGUGGUGCCUAUGACGGCGCAGUCCCAGGUGGCCCACCGGGCGACAUCCCUCCUGGUGUUCUCGACAAAGGAGGCUACGGGGAGCCCGAACCUGGACCCGCCGGCGGCUACGGCGGCUUCGAUGCACCAGGCGGACCUGGUGGACCAGGCCAGGGUCUAGGUCCUGAUGUUGGUAUGGAACAAAGUGGCCCUGGGCAUGCUGGGCCUGGUGGCAUCGGCGGGCUCGACGGCGCGGCCAGCCACGAAGGGCCCAUUGGUUUUGGAGGCCUUGGUGGCCACGGUGGCUUGGGCUUCCUUGGUGGCUUGGGCGGCGCUGGUGGUUUCAAUGGCCUUGGUGGCUUAGGCGGCUAUCGUGGUAAUAUCGGCCAAGGUGGUGCAAUUGGUGGACAUGGUGGACCCGGUGGUGAACAUGGCGGAUUCGCUGGUCACGGUCAGCUUGGACAGGGUGGAUAUGGCGGAAAUGGUUUACAUGGGCUUGAAGGUAUGGGUGGAAUGGGUGGCUUUGGCAACAUUGAAAAACAAGGCAUGUCAUUUGGAGCCGGAGGAACCUCAGGAGGUUUGGAUGGAUAUGGUGGGAGAAAUGAGGUGAACGGACUCGACUUCAGAGGUGGUGGAAAUGGUGGUCCCGCUGGUGGAGACGGUGGCUAUGGCAGUAUUGACACUAAAGGCGGUGUGACAGGUGGACAGCGUGAUGGAGGUCAAGGAGGUGCAUACGAUGGCCAAGAAUACAAAGCAGGAGGAGGCAGUGGCUACGGUGGAAAUGUCGGUCUUGCUAACGGAGGCGGCGUGCUCGGCGGCGGUUACGGAGGCGAUCCACUAAAAGCAGCAGGUGGUGGCGGCAAUGGUGGACUUGAUUAUGGUGGUGAGCGCGGAGGUUUAGUAGGAGCGUACGGAGGCCAAGGUGCGAAAGGUGGAGCUAGUGGUUACGAUGGACAAGGUGGAUAUAAUGGUGGAAAUGGAGGAUUCGGACAAGGGUACGGAAGCCAAGCACCAAAGACUGGUGAAAGUGGCAUCUACGGUAGUACUGCCGGAUAUGCUGGUGGAGGUGGAAAUCUUGGGGGCAGCUACGGCGGACCUGGUGGUCAUGCAGGAGCAGGUGGAGGUGGAGCAAGCCUUGGUGGUGGCUAUGGUGGUCCUGGCGGAUACGCGGGAGGAAGUGGAGGAGGCGGAGGAGGCCUUGGCGGCGGCUAUGGUGGUUCUAAUGGAUAUGCCGGGGGAGGAGGCGGAGGUGGAGGUCUUGGUGGUGGCUACGGUGGUCCUAGUGGAUACGGCGGAGGAGGAGGAGGAGCUGCAGGCGGCGGCGGAGGUCUUGGUGGUGGCUACGGUGGCUCUGACGGAUAUGCCGGAGGCAGUGGAGGAGGAGAAGGAGGAGGCGGAUAUGCCAGAGCUGGCGCAUAUGCCAGGGAAGGAGGAGGCGAAGGUCUUGGUGGUGGAUAUGGUGGUCAAGGUGUAGGAGGAGGUGGCGGCGACCGAGGAUCUGCUGUGCUAUCCUACGAAUAUGGAGGACUUGGAGGUGGUUACGUUCCGAGUGCUGGUGCGAAUGGAAAAGGUGUUGCAUUUGGGGGAUCUGGCGGUGGUGGAGGAAGCAAGGGACAGGGGAGUAGUGGCCGAAAAGGCCGAAGCUUUGGCAACUCAGGAAAGAAUGGUGGAAAAGGAGACAAGAAUCAGAACGAACCUAAAGAUGAUGUAAGCGGUGACGUUACUGGGCUAACUGAAGAACAGUUAAAGCUCAGGCAAGCGCAAAUAAUACGCCUAGCCCGAUUUACAGCCUUACAAGCGACUGCGAGGAUGUCUCAGGAACUUGGACGAGGCGUUGUUUUCCUGCCAGCUGUCACAGCAGGCCAAGGACACAUUGGCUCGGGUUCUGUGGGUCUUAGUAGUGCCGGAGGUAUUAUCACGGGACCUGGUCUCACCGGUGUCGGAGAUCUCGGUGCAGGCGCAAGCCUUGGCGCUCCGGGCUUGGGCCUCGGCACCGAGGGAGCUGCUGUGAGUGAAGGUGUCGGCUAUGGUGGUGGAGCAACGGGCGUCGUCGCUGCGGUCCCUGUUCCUGUAUCUGUGGCUGUAGAAAAGGGAGAAUUCGCCAGGGAGGAGACCUUGCAGGACCCGUACCACUAUUACAAGUUUAUGGACAGCAUGCCCACAUCAAAGCAAGUCAACUACCCAGUGUUCAAGCUGCAUCACACCUACGGACCUGACGUAUCGGUCAGCCAUUCGGUGAAUCAUCUCGGCAAUGGUUUUGUGUAUGGCCAUCCCCAGAACAAUGUGCAAGGUUUCGGUGUUGGUGUAGGCAUUAGGAUUCCAGUUUUGGGACUGGGUGUAGAGUACUCAAAAAAGAUCAAGCGGCUUCAUCACUAA
This is a messenger RNA of Rhipicephalus sanguineus (brown dog tick), 2713 nucleotides long. RefSeq lists its product as uncharacterized. The record is from RefSeq and is a predicted model, not a curated record. The transcript is spliced from 3 exons. Bases 164 to 2713 code for a protein of 849 amino acids. Lineage: Eukaryota; Metazoa; Arthropoda; Arachnida; Ixodida; Ixodidae.